Molecule: messenger RNA, 9868 nt
Organism: Lynx canadensis (Canada lynx)
Lineage: Eukaryota; Metazoa; Chordata; Mammalia; Carnivora; Felidae
Gene: KDM5A
Product: lysine demethylase 5A
Exons: 28
Coding region: 475-5547 (1690 amino acids)
Biological process (GO): chromatin remodeling
Cellular component (GO): nucleus
Molecular function (GO): histone demethylase activity; DNA binding
Source: RefSeq, a predicted model, not a curated record
ACACAUUCCUCCGCGCCGGAAGAGUGCGCCCCUCCUGAGCCCUGACUGCUUUCUCCCCGCCGGUAUCUUUCCUGAGGUGAGCUCGUGCGACCUCAGGGGUGUGCCGCUGAAAGUCGUCGGACAGCGCGGAAUUUCCGCAGACAAGGAACCACACCGGAUUGCCGGCAAAGGGAGGAAGAAGAAGGGCGAAACGACGAGGCGUCGCGUUGCUGCGGAGGGAUUCUGUUUCUGUGGUGGCGGAGGGAUUUGACAGUACAUUAACUUCCGGAAAAGUCCUGACCCAGAGAGGAAAAACCCCGAAGGAAACAAUAACAAACGAGAAGAGGAAGCGACUGUGGGGUUCCUGUGUUGAGCGGUUCUUGCCCGAGAAGAUGAGCUUCGGCCCCUGUCAGGAGACGUGAGAGAGUUCGGUGGGCUUCACUGAGCCUUUCUCCACCUGUUCCCCCACGGGGACCCCCCCCCCCCGGUAUUGCCAUGGCAGGCGUGGGGCCGGGGGGCUACGCGGCGGAGUUCGUGCCCCCACCGGAGUGCCCAGUCUUUGAGCCCAGCUGGGAGGAGUUCACAGACCCGCUCAGCUUUAUCGGCCGCAUCCGGCCUCUGGCGGAGAAAACCGGCAUCUGCAAAAUCCGACCGCCCAAGGAUUGGCAACCUCCAUUUGCAUGUGAAGUAAAAAGCUUUCGUUUCACUCCCAGAGUCCAGCGCCUGAAUGAACUUGAGGCAAUGACCAGAGUGAGACUGGACUUCUUGGAUCAAUUAGCAAAAUUUUGGGAGCUCCAAGGAUCUACCUUGAAGAUUCCAGUGGUGGAGAGAAAAAUCCUGGAUCUGUAUGCUUUGAGCAAGAUUGUUGCCAGCAAAGGAGGUUUUGAAAUGGUCACCAAGGAGAAGAAAUGGUCUAAAGUGGGUAGUCGCUUGGGAUAUCUGCCAGGAAAAGGAACUGGGUCUCUUUUGAAGUCACACUAUGAAAGAAUUCUCUACCCAUAUGAGCUUUUCCAAUCUGGUGUCAGCCUUAUGGGUGUACAAAUGCCUAAUUUAGAUCUAAAGGAAAAAGUAGAGCCUGAGGUUCUUGGCACUGAUGUCCAAACUUCCCCAGAGCCAGGCACAAGAGUGAACAUUCUGCCGAAAAGAACAAGACGUGUCAAGUCUCAGUCAGAAUCUGGAGAGGUGAAUAGAAACACGGAACUGAAGAAACUUCGAAUUUUUGGGGCUGGCCCUAAGGUUGUGGGCCUAGCAAUGGGAGCAAAAGAUAAAGAAGAUGAGGUCUCCCGAAGACGAAAAGUUACCAACAGGUCAGACGCAUUUAACAUGCAAAUGAGACAACGGAAAGGAACUCUCUCUGUUAACUUUGUUGAUCUCUAUGUUUGUAUGUUUUGUGGUCGGGGAAAUAAUGAAGAUAAAUUGCUUUUGUGUGAUGGAUGUGAUGACAGCUAUCAUACAUUUUGUUUAAUUCCCCCACUACCUGAUGUGCCCAAAGGAGACUGGAGGUGUCCUAAAUGUGUUGCUGAGGAAUGCAAUAAACCUCGAGAGGCCUUUGGAUUUGAACAAGCUGUACGAGAGUAUACACUUCAGAGCUUUGGAGAGAUGGCAGAUAAUUUUAAGUCUGAUUAUUUCAAUAUGCCAGUUCAUAUGGUUCCUACAGAGCUAGUAGAAAAGGAAUUCUGGCGGCUGGUGAGCAGCAUUGAAGAAGAUGUUAUUGUAGAGUAUGGAGCUGAUAUCUCCUCAAAAGACUUUGGAAGUGGAUUUCCUGUGAAGGAUGGUCGGAGAAAGAUGCUGCCAGAAGAAGAGGAGUAUGCACUUUCUGGUUGGAAUUUGAAUAAUAUGCCUGUCCUAGAGCAGUCUGUUCUUGCACACAUUAAUGUAGACAUCUCUGGUAUGAAAGUGCCAUGGCUCUAUGUGGGAAUGUGUUUUUCUUCUUUCUGCUGGCACAUUGAAGAUCACUGGAGUUAUUCCAUCAACUAUUUACACUGGGGGGAACCAAAGACCUGGUAUGGUGUGCCAUCUCAUGCUGCAGAACAACUGGAGGAGGUGAUGAGGGAGCUGGCCCCUGAGUUAUUUGAAUCCCAGCCUGAUCUCCUGCAUCAGUUAGUCACCAUCAUGAAUCCCAAUGUACUGAUGGAGCAUGGUGUGCCUGUGUACAGGACCAAUCAGUGUGCUGGAGAGUUUGUUGUGACGUUUCCUCGUGCCUAUCAUUCUGGAUUUAACCAGGGCUACAACUUUGCUGAAGCUGUGAACUUCUGUACUGCUGACUGGUUACCCAUUGGACGUCAGUGUGUCAAUCAUUACAGACGGUUAAGGCGCCAUUGUGUCUUUUCACAUGAAGAACUCAUUUUCAAGAUGGCAGCAGAUCCAGAAUGCUUAGACGUGGGCCUGGCUGCCAUGGUGUGCAAAGAAUUGACUCUCAUGACUGAAGAAGAGACAAGAUUAAGGGAGUCUGUUGUACAAAUGGGUGUCCUGAUGUCGGAAGAAGAGGUGUUUGAACUUGUUCCUGAUGAUGAGCGACAGUGUUCAGCGUGCAGAACCACAUGUUUUCUCUCUGCUCUGACAUGCUCCUGUAAUCCUGAGCGGCUUGUGUGUCUCUACCAUCCAGCUGAUCUGUGCCCCUGCCCCAUGCAGAAGAAGUGUCUUAGAUACCGCUAUCCAUUAGAGGACCUCCCUUCUCUGCUAUACGGUGUGAAAGUCAGGGCACAAUCUUAUGACACUUGGGUCAGCCGUGUUACAGAAGCAUUAUCUGCCAACUUCAACCACAAGAAAGAUUUGAUUGAAUUACGAGUAAUGCUGGAAGAUGCUGAGGAUAGGAAAUACCCAGAGAAUGAUCUCUUUAGAAAGCUCAGGGAUGCUGUAAAAGAAGCGGAGACCUGUGCCUCUGUGGCUCAGCUGCUUCUCAGCAAAAAGCAGAAGCACAGGCAGAGCCCAGAUAGUGGGAGGACUCGGACCAAACUGACAGUGGAAGAAUUGAAGGCCUUUGUCCAACAACUUUUUAGUCUUCCAUGUGUCAUCAGCCAAGCUCGACAAGUAAAGAAUCUCCUGGAUGAUGUGGAAGAGUUUCAUGAACGUGCUCAAGAGGCCAUGAUGGAUGAAACCCCAGAUUCUUCCAAACUCCAAAUGUUGAUAGACAUGGGUUCUAGUCUCUAUGUGGAGCUACCUGAAUUAGCCCGACUAAAGCAAGAGCUACAGCAGGCUCGAUGGUUGGAUGAAGUAAGACUGACCCUGUCAGAUCCACAGCAGGUCACUUUGGAUGUCAUGAAGAAACUGAUAGACUCUGGGGUGGGGUUGGCACCCCACCAUGCUGUGGAGAAGGCAAUGGCUGAACUACAGGAGCUCCUUACAGUCUCUGAGCGGUGGGAAGAAAAGGCUAAGGUCUGCCUGCAGGCAAGACCAAGGCACAGUGUGGCAAGUUUAGAAAGCAUAGUGAAUGAAGCCAAGAACAUUCCAGCCUUUCUACCCAAUGUGUUGUCCCUGAAAGAGGCCUUACAAAAGGCUCGAGAAUGGACAGUGAAAGUAGAAGCUAUUCAGAGUGGCAGCAACUAUGCUUACUUGGAGCAGUUGGAGAGCUUGUCUGCUAAAGGGCGCCCUAUCCCUGUGCGUCUGGACGCAUUGCCCCAAGUAGAGUCACAAGUAGCAGCUGCACGGGCAUGGAGAGAACGGACGGGGCGGACCUUUCUUAAGAAGAAUUCUAGCCAUACGUUGUUGCAGGUGCUGAGUCCCCGGACUGACAUUGGUAUAUAUGGGAGUGGUAAAAACAGAAGGAAAAAAGUAAAAGAACUGAUAGAAAAAGAAAAAGAAAAGGAUCUGGACCUUGAGCCUCUGAGUGAUCUUGAGGAAGGAUUGGAGGAAACCAGAGAUACAGCCAUGGUGGUGGCGGUUUUCAAAGAACGGGAGCAAAAAGAGAUCGAAGCCAUGCAUUCCCUCAGAGCAGCCAACCUAGCCAAGAUGACAAUGGUGGACCGCAUAGAAGAAGUAAAAUUUUGUAUUUGUCGCAAGACAGCCAGUGGGUUUAUGCUACAGUGUGAGCUCUGCAAAGACUGGUUCCAUAACAGCUGUGUUCCCCUUCCUAAAUCAGGUUCCCAAAAAAAAGGAUCUAGCUGGCAGGCUAAAGAAGUAAAAUUCCUUUGCCCUCUUUGUAUGCGGUCUCGAAGGCCAAGGCUAGAGACUAUUCUAUCACUCCUGGUAUCCCUUCAGAAGUUACCUGUACGUUUGCCAGAAGGAGAGGCCCUGCAGUGUUUGACAGAACGUGCUAUGAGUUGGCAAGAUAGAGCACGGCAGGCUCUAGCCACAGAUGAACUGUCCUCUGCCCUAGCCAAACUGUCCGUGUUGAGCCAGCGUAUGGUGGAACAGGCAGCUCGAGAAAAAACUGAAAAGAUCAUCAGUGCAGAACUCCAGAAAGCAGCUGCCAAUCCAGACUUACAGGGACACCUACCUAGUUUCCAGCAGUCUGCUUUUAACCGGGUGGUGAGCAGUGUAUCUUCUUCUCCUCGACAAACAAUGGACUAUGAUGAUGAAGAAACAGAUUCUGAUGAAGACAUUCGGGAGACCUAUGGCUAUGACAUGAAGGACACAGCCAGUGUGAAGUCCUCCAGUAGUCUAGAACCCAAUCUUUUUUGUGAUGAAGAAAUUCCCAUUAAGUCUGAAGAGGUGGUCACUCACAUGUGGACAGCACCUUCGUUCUGUGCAGAACAUGCUUAUUCUUCUGCUUCUAAGAGUUGUUCUCAAGGUUCUAGUACCCCCAGGAAACAACCUCGGAAAAGCCCUUUGGUGCCCCGGAGUUUGGAACCUCCAGUGUUAGAGUUGUCACCCGGCGCUAAAGCCCAGCUGGAAGAACUUAUGAUGGUUGGGGAUCUCCUAGAAGUAUCUCUGGAUGAGACUCAACACAUUUGGCGGAUUUUGCAGGCCACACACCCACCCUCUGAAGACAGAUUCCUGCAUAUCAUGGAGGAUGACAGCAUGGAAGAGAAGCCAUUAAAAAUAAAAGGAAAAGACUCUUCAGAGAAGAAACGGAAACGGAAGCUAGAAAAAGUAGAACAGCUUUUUGGAGAAGGAAAACAGAAGUCCAAGGAGUUAAAGAAAAUGGAUAAACCUAAAAAGAAGAAAUUAAAACUAAGUGCAGAAAAAUCAAAGGAGCUGAAUAAACUGGCCAAGAAACUGGCAAAAGAGGAAGAGAGAAAGAAGAAGAAGGAGAAGGCUGCUGCAGCCAAAGUUGACCUUGUGAAAGAGACAACUGAGAAGAAGAGAGAGAAAAAAGUGCUGGACAUCCCCUCAAAGUACGACUGGUCAGGAGCGGAAGAGUCCGAUGACGAAAAUGCUGUGUGUGCAGCACAGAACUGCCAGAGGCCCUGCAAGGACAAGGUAGACUGGGUACAAUGUGAUGGUGGCUGUGAUGAGUGGUUUCAUCAAGUUUGUGUGGGUGUAUCUCCAGAAAUGGCUGAAAAUGAAGAUUACAUCUGUAUAAACUGUGCAAAGAAGCAAGGGCCAGAUAGCCCAGGUCAAGCACCACCUCCUUCCUUCAUAAUGAGCUACAAACUACCAAUGGAGGAUCUUAAGGAGACCAGUUAGCAGUUGCUGGGUUAGUUUGGGACAUGGGGGGAAAUGGACCACAUUGAGACCUUAGUCAUCAAGUAGAGUGGUUUAGAUCCACUCAGAAUGUUGCUUCCAAAGAUAAAUGGCCUUCAGAGAAAGUCCUCUUAGCGGACUUCCUCUUUGCAUGGACUGUGUGACCUACAUUCUCUUCAACACAUCUAUGCAGAGGGUGUCUUUGGUACAGCAGCCAGUAUUUCAGUUUAUGUCUCCUCUGAGUACAGUAUGUUACUUUACAGCCAGACAUUUGAUUGAGCUCUAGAGUGGCUGGUUGGCAUUAAUACAUUGGUAUGUUAGCAGGGCAUGUAGGAUGUGGCUUAUGGCCAGUUGAUACUAGUUAGAGGUUUACAACCUAGAGGCAGUACUGUCUGGAGGUGCUGACUACUUGGCUCUCCUUAGGACAGUUGGACAGGAGUGAGAGUACCACUCUCCUUCCACUGUUACCUGGCAUGUAAUGCCCUACGGAUAUAGCCAUGGGAGCAACAGGGCCAAAGUUACUCCUGUUAGUAGUCAUGGGAUAGUAGCACAGUCUAGACCCCAGCUACUUGUGUGUGUUUGUACCAAGAAGAAAACCCCAAAUGAGAGGCAGAUCACCUUAUCUUCCUAAGGAGGAGUAUGUCAUCUAGUUCAGAAGUCUGACUAGAUUGGAUUCUGGGAAGAAGAGCUUUUCUUAUUUCAAGGCAAGGAGCCUUUUUUUUUUUUGGCUUUGAGAAGUCUUGCUGUCUUGGGUCUGCAUUUUAGAGACGAGCAGGUACAUGGAUCCAGGCUCCUGCAAAAGAAAAGAAGACAAGUCAGAAUGUUUUACUGAGACCCAGUGAUGCAUGCUUUUCGGGGAAACCUUCAUUUACAAGUAUACCAGACCACCAGGCUUCAGGCAUGGCCAUGAGCAAGACCAGCAAAUAACAGCUUUUUGCCUUGCAGCCCUGACCCCGAUGUCUGCUGUUUCCAACACUGGCAAUUUCUGAUACUGGCCCACAGCAGAUGCUGUUGAAUAACACCCUGGCUUCAUCAGAGGAUAUGGGGUUGUAGCACCUCCGGGUGAUAAAGUUGUUUUAGUAAAUCCAUUUUUAAAAAAAGAAAAAAGGACUUGUUUUUACUUUUUUCUAAAUGUCUCUGACUACUGACUGUUCUAUAAAUAGAUUAUUUUUCCUUUUUUAAUAUACAUAUAUGGAUAUAUAAAUAUAUAUAUUUACUGUUACCAGCAGCAUAUGACAGAGUUUUCAGCAUCAAAAAUCCAUUUGGGGGCUUGCUUUCUCUUUUUGCUUUUUAAUAAAGAAACCCCAUUCCUUCCUUGUAGUACAAGGAGUUAGCACUUCCUUCUCCAUCCUAGCCUGACCACAUCUUCCAUCUUGUUUUUGUUCAUAGAUCAUUGUAUUUCCUUUGUGUUGUUGGAACUUGUCCCUGUCUAUUGGGAAACUUGGUCUUACUAUUUCUGUGAUGGCUGAUUUGUUUUGUUUUUGUAUGUGAAUGUUUGAAACUAUGGUGCUGUGCCCUCUUCCCUCCUGUUGUGUUCUCUAUUGUUAAGGUGUUAGGUAAGCUGUAUGGAAACUUUUAUUAGAAGGGGACUAAUUUUUUUUAAAGGACAAAGAACCCCAAAAAACUAAAAAUAGUGUUUUGUCUUCACUAUGCUGUGUCCCUUUAUUUUGUUUAAAAAUCUGUGGUUUGGCUUAAUUUAUCAGUUUUCUUUUUAAAAGGGGGGAGCAGGGUGGGCCUAGAGAACAGCUUAUAAUCUCCUUUUCCCUUUUUGCCCCAGUCUCUUUUAAAGAAAUGUCUUCUAGUAACUAGAAGUGAAAUGUACUGUCCAGUUACAGUUUGAGUGGGUAUGAGAUUUAACUCAAAAGGCAUCUUGCUAAAAAAAAAAAACAAAACAAAACAAAAAAAAAUUUUUUUCCUGUAAAACCCAGUUUCUGUAAAUGCUUUCUCUGUGGUUCAAACUACCUAAUUUUUAGUCUUCCCUUAAUAUUGCAUAACAUUUUUAGUGUUUUGACCUGUUACAAGGGUCAUAAGCGUCACUCUGCAUGAUCUCAAGUGUGUAUAUGAUUUAAGAUUUCAAGGGAUAUUACAAGGUAACUUUUAACCAAUUUCAUAAAUUUUAAUUUUGCCAGUCUAUAAAGAUAUUAUUACCUAAGAAUUUUAUCUGGUUGAUGUUAUAAAAGAAAGCACAAUAUUUUUUGCCUUUCGUCUUCUCUGCAAAGAUCUUCAAAUACUUUUGGGUUAAAAAUUGAAUGCAGUUUUAAGUGAUGGCUGCCUUGGUGGAAAACAUUUAAAAAUAGUUUAUCUUUUCUUCCUAGUCACCCAUUAACUUUACUCAGCCAUCAGUGGAAGGGCAUGAGGAUGCUGAGAAAGAUAGUUAAGUUGGUGCUCUGCUUCUUGGAGUAUGGUGGGUGGAUGCAGGUGGCUGUUGAGGAAAUAAUUUAUGUCCUUAAUAGAGUAUUUACCAGCUGGAGAUCUGAGAGAAAAAUGCAAGACAGUCUUCAACUAUGAGUAGCCCCCUGUUUAUCUUCUGUUUUGAAACUUUAAUAUAUCAUUCAGUUGAUUUGGUGGGAUUUUCUGUAUUUAUUUGAAAGUCACAGAGGAUUUGGUCUGACUCUUGACCAAAGGCUGAGAAGAACAGAUGAGAGACAUUAGUUUAAAAAAGAGAGAGAGAAAAACGAACAUAUACAAGUCUAUAAUUUUGGAAUUAAUGAGCUAAGAUUCAUCUAUUUAAAGACAUGCUGGUGUUCUAAUAUAAAAUAUUGUUUUCAGUUAGAGGAAAUUACCUAUUUACAACUUACUCCAUUCUUCAUUGUUGUAACAUUUUAUAUUAAAAUUUGAUUUAAAAUGUUCCUUUACUUUUCAGAGUUGCAAAUUUUCACCAUUGGUGUUUUAACUAAUUCUGUGAUAGUUCUUUCAAAGAUAUUUCUUACUAUCUUCAUUGUAACUAUGUUGGGGAAGGUUAUAGAAAGAAAAAUUAAAAAAAUGCUACAUAAGUCUUUAAUAUUCUCAAAGGGGUAGGUCAGUGGAACUAUGCAAAUUCCCAAGUUUACAAAUGCAACUAUAGCAUUAGUAGUAGUUAGCUUUCUUAUUGGCAGAAGAGGGGACAUUUUUUUCCCACAAAUGUCUAUUUUAGUUCCUGAUAGUUAUUGCAACAAAGCCAUGUUGAGAGUUAGAUGUUACACUCCCUUCCUAAGUUGCUGCAGACCACCUUUGCACUGCAUGAUUCAAAUUUGUGCCUCAAUAAAAUUACAAAUUACUGUAUGUCAUACUUUGAAUAAUUGAAAAGAUAAGCAUUAAAUCUGUGAUUGUCUACUAUGUACUUUAAUAAUCAAAAUCCUAGCAAAGCUAGCAGACCUGUAAGAUUAGAACAGUUUUUACCUGUGCUUCACUUCUGUUCUUCUCUGCUUUUGUCUUUGGUGUCCAAGAAAUGUGUGUUUAUUUGUUUUUCUUAAUUUUAACAUUCUGGAUGCAGUUGAGUGCACGUAAAAGAAACUCCCUGCUUGUCAGUAUUUUAAUUCUGUAGUACAUUUGUAUGAAUAUGAGCCAGAACUUAAAGUAGGAUGAAAGGAAAAACUGAGAAAGCCUUUCUUUCAAAGGAUGAGACUAUAUCCUUUUUAAAGGAGAAAGUGACAAUUUGGAGUGGGAUUUAAAAAUUGUAAAUUGUGGAAAAUUAAGCUGUUAAAGUCCCACAUAUAACCAGGUUCAAUAAAGGUUUACAUACGGAACUAGCUUCAUAUGUGUGUAGAAAGUUGCUUUUGCAGUAGGUCUGUUAAGUAUAAAUUUUAAAAAGCAGGCAGUUGAUUUGUCUUUCACCUUUUGAAACUCCUGCCCCCCCCCCUUUUUAAAUUAAAGCAUAUCAUUACUUCUUUGGAUAUGGAUGUGCCGAAUGAUAUUUACAGCAUGAGAAGGAAACAAUUGGAUGUAAAUCUGUUUUGGAAUUGCAGUCUUCUCUUGGCCUGGAUCAUAAUCCACUCACCACUAUGCAAUGGCUGAUGUGCACUGGGAAAGGAUGUGACGGGUGUAGAUGUAUCCAGCUUAUUCUUACUUUUGCAAUACUCCAAGAUGUCUAAACAGGAAUGUCUUUUGUAAACCUCAAGACCCUCUAUUGAUUAUUCUCUUACAUAUUUAUUUACUUGUUAGUGAGACACUUAAAUAUAAUAUGGACUCUGAUUUACCAAGGUUUUUGGUGGUGCCUUAUGAAAAGUAUAACUUGUUUUCUUGUUUUUUGAGCAUGUUUUCCAUUUCUUUUGUUUUCUAAAAGAAUAUUAGAUAUGGUUAUUUGCAUUACAUCUAAAAAAUAAAAAAAAAAUUUUGUGUGUGUGUG